GAUGAGAAAGGAAUAGGGCAUACUUUCAAUUAGAAACAGGAGAAGUAGGAGAGCGUAUAGAAGAGACAAUGAUUGGACCUUUUGGAUUAGAGAUUCCUUAUAAAACCUCAGAACACAUUAUUCCAAAGAAUUUGAACCACAAAUGGCUUAAAGAACACGAAUGUGAUCCUGAUAAAAAAGAAAUAAAAGAAUUUUUGUAUAAAUAUAGAGAAAGGCAAGCUUUGGAAGAAAGAAGAGCUAAAGUGAGAAACUUUAAUCAUGUGAUUAAUUUAAUGAAUCGAUUUCCCAAUCUGGAUAUGGAAGCAAUUAAAAGAGAUUAUCCUGAUGUGGAUAUUGAAAAAGCUAAAGCCAGUAGAAAAUACAGACCCAUGUUUCACAAAGAUUAAUUCGAUGAUGUAGAUACUCUGGUAGUGUAUAUUUUCCAUUAUUACAUUUAGUAUUGAGAAAUCUU
Molecule: messenger RNA, 451 nt
Organism: Agrilus planipennis (emerald ash borer)
Lineage: Eukaryota; Metazoa; Arthropoda; Insecta; Coleoptera; Buprestidae
Gene: mRpL47
Exons: 3
Coding region: 69-386 (105 amino acids)
Source: RefSeq, a predicted model, not a curated record